Messenger RNA from Talaromyces proteolyticus, 1209 nucleotides. RefSeq lists its product as uncharacterized. The transcript is spliced from 2 exons. Lineage: Eukaryota; Fungi; Ascomycota; Eurotiomycetes; Eurotiales; Trichocomaceae. The record is from RefSeq and is a predicted model, not a curated record. Bases 142 to 954 code for a protein of 270 amino acids.
CGGGGAUGAUCACGUGACCAAAACGCGGCUGAAGUCGGCAAAAAUAAAACGAAAGCUGCAUAUUCACCCGACGUCACACCACUAUCAAUAUAAUCCCCGGUGGUAUUAGCCCUCCCAGAGGGUUCAAUUCGAAGAUAGAAGAUGAAAUUAUCACCUAGCAUUCCUCAAUUCCUUCUCCCUCGCGGCAUUUCAUCUCACACAUUGCGAUAUGCCGCCGCAACGCGAGGCUUUUCAUCCUCGUUCAGAUGGCAACGCAGCCGGACGGGAGGAAAAGAAAAGGAGGCAAGCGACAAACCUCGGACUCUAGCCCAACCCGACAAAUUCAGGCCCCCAUCGCAUCCUGCUCGUCGUGUGCUGCCGACUCGCAAUGGCAAACCGGUCAUAGUGAAAGAGCCAUUUAAUUAUCCUGGCCCGCCACAAUCGGCAGUGGAGAAAGAAGCACAAAAGACGAAGAGAUAUCCAAACAUGUUUCCACCAGAGGGGACAGUGAUGCAUAAAUUCUUGACGACGCGGUGGAUACAUGCAUGGAUUGCAAUGGGCGUCCUAACUACCCUUGCUACAUUCACAUUCACUGAAAACUUCAAACGUACCUCCCCUUUCGCUCAUCUUCUUCCACCGUGGUCCGGCUUCCUCAGUCACCCUAUCAACACCGUUUCGCAGGCGGUAUCUGUGUGGAAAAUGCACGUCGAGCACAACUCCGUUGUGGCGCGUGAAAACCGGCACAAACGCAUUGACGAUGCCGAGAAGCGCCGCCAGUACCGGAUUGCGCAUGGGUUGGAGGAACCGGCUCAUGCUGGGGCUUCUGUAGUUGAGGAUGACCAGUCGCCAAUUGCUGCAGGCGCUGCAGAUACAAUGAUCCCCAUGCAACAGAUACAGACGGAAGCUUCGGGUGACAGCCAGCAGUUUCGAGAAGGCCAGAAACGGCCGGUGAAGAAGUGGCUGGGGAUUUGGUAGUGAGAUUGGCUACAUGUUAUUAUAUUUCUCUUGCAGCUUGGGCAUAUACUGGCACUGACUCGACCAAAUAGUGAUGCCAUACUCAACUAUGAUGGCUGCAAAAAGACCCGAAACGGAACAUAGAAAUAUCAAUUCUAAAUUAUCUACAGCAUGAUUAAUAUUGUAGAAACGAUAUAUUAUUGUUAUUAAAUAUGAUGUUAAAUAUACUUAUUAAAUAUUGUAAAGUUAAGUUUAGUUACUAUAGAAGUUUACAAA